UAAGUGAUUAAAAGAGUUAAAUGUUUGAGCAGCUCUCUCCCCAGACUGGAUGUAGCGGUCCCUCAUAUCGGGGCUCUCCGUUUACAUUAUUCAUACGGGGGAGGGUGUGACUUGUUGGCUCUUUUUUCCGCCUAUAUAAAACGAGAAGUUCGCGUAAAAGAAAAUACAGAUGGAGAAGGCUCGCCGGCUCGCUGUGUCACAGAGAGUCCCCUUAAGCCUACGUGACAACUCACAUACUGUCACUUUGUGACCAGCUUAAUCGGCAGAAUGCCCGGUCUCUGUGUGCUUUGUCUCGCCGCCGCGCUGGCUGCGUUCGCCCGGCUCGUCGGCACCGUGGGGCCGGUGGUCCGCUGCGAGCCGUGCGACGCCGGGGCGCUCCUGCAGUGCAAGCCCCUGCCGAAGGACUGCGCGGAGCGGGUGAGGGAGCCCGGCUGCGGCUGCUGCAUGACUUGCGCCCUCGGCGAGGGACAGGCGUGUGGAGUGUACACGGCGCGCUGCGGCUCCGGCUUGACCUGCCGGCACCAGCCGGGGGAGAGCCGACCCUUGCAGGCUCUGCUGGAGGGACGGGGAGUGUGCUCCAGUGCCGCGUCCAAAAGACUCAACACCAUUCUCAUACCGGCGCAAAAGAAAGAGAAUGGUGGAAAUCAGGUAGAGGAGGGUUGUGCCAACGUGACCCAGGCGAUGACGGUGUUGCCCGGCGUGGCAACUGUGAAGGGCGGACACAGUCGGGCAUCGAUGGACACCAGGUCCCCGCUGCACAACAAACUGAUCCAGAAAGAUCAGAACAGGAAGACGCAGAGCUACAAGGUGGAAUCUGUGUCAGGAGGAGCCAACAUGGACAUGCACAACUUCUCCCUGGAGAGCAAGAGGGAGACCGAGUAUGGGCCCUGUCGGCGGGAGAUGGAGAGCAUCCUGAACAGUCUUAAAAUCAGCAACGUGCUCAACCCGAGAGGCUUCCGCAUACCCAACUGUGACAGAAAGGGCUUCUACAAGAAAAAACAGUGCCGUCCGUCCAAAGGCAGGAGGCGGGGAUACUGCUGGUGCGUGGACAAAUACGGGCAGCCUCUGCCCGGCCUGGAUGGCAGGGAGCGGGCCCUCUGCUGUUCCCGUCCACAUCCAUGCCCCUGGUCCUGUCUGUCCAAGCACACUAUCGGUCUAACCUGCUCUCCCGUGUCCUCGCCCCGUCCUUGUCCCUCGUCCGUCACACAGCUCCGGUGCUGAGGUCCCGCUAAUCCUAGAUGUCUUCACCCCCCCCCGUCAGAAACUUUGUCCUUGUCUGCGUCUCUGUGCCUAAUCCUGUCCUUGCCCCCAACUCACUAACCUGAGCUGUUUUUUUUCCCCCCACUCCAGCGCCCUGCUCACCUCUGGUCCUCUUCCUGUCAGUAGCGCAACCUGGUGUAGACUUGUUUAAACGCGGUGAGCCCGGUGUGACCGUCUCACCCUGCCGCAGGUGCCAGCUGCCCUUAUGCUUCAAGCACAAGCACUUAAAGCACUUUAGCUGCGCCGCUACUCGUCAAUGCAUGCAGUUAAAGACAAUUGGACCUAUCUGCAUCUGCAUACCUUUCCCUAGAGGUAAUGUCAGAUGAAAUGGUGUGAUACUGUAAGCAAACAAUAAUAACCUGAGAGGAAAAAAAGAAAGAAAGGAAAAAAAAAAAAA
Xiphias gladius (swordfish) is the source of this 1657-nucleotide messenger RNA. It is a transcript of the gene igfbp3, whose product is annotated as insulin-like growth factor binding protein 3. Gene Ontology annotation, molecular function: insulin-like growth factor II binding; fibronectin binding; insulin-like growth factor I binding. NCBI's taxonomy places the organism in Eukaryota, Metazoa, Chordata, Actinopteri, Istiophoriformes, Xiphiidae. Bases 268 to 1221 code for a protein of 317 amino acids. Gene Ontology annotation, cellular component: extracellular region. The transcript has 5 exons. Gene Ontology annotation, biological process: regulation of insulin-like growth factor receptor signaling pathway. The record is from RefSeq and is a predicted model, not a curated record.